Abrus precatorius (Indian licorice) is the source of this 993-nucleotide messenger RNA. RefSeq names its product transcription factor GTE12-like. Gene Ontology annotation, molecular function: protein binding. NCBI's taxonomy places the organism in Eukaryota, Viridiplantae, Streptophyta, Magnoliopsida, Fabales, Fabaceae. The transcript has a single exon. The record is from RefSeq and is a predicted model, not a curated record. Bases 1 to 993 code for a protein of 330 amino acids.
AUGGCAGAACCACAGCGAAGAAAACUCAUAAUAAAGCUUAUCUUGCCACGUUCUCUGAAGCGUGCACCACCGUCUGAGGAGCUUCCAAGUUCUCAUGACGAGAAGAGGAUGAAGGUGAGUUCUCCAAACCCCUUGAGGAGCCACGAAACCACUGUAAAAGAAAAGAGUGAGACAAAGUACUCUAAUACUGUCAAAGAAACAUCAAAAUUUGAUAAAACAGAUUCAAGAAUCGUGUCUGAAGAGCAAGAACUGAAGCACAAGAAGAAGUUUUCUGAUUCUUGUGACGUGACAUCAUUGAGGAGUACUAUAACUAGAGUCCCUACUAAGGGUGACACUGAAUUUGAAAACUCAAGGGCUGGUUCAAGAAUUUCAAGAACCAGGACUGAGGAAAAGGGUGUGCGUGUAGAGUGCAAUAAGGAGGAAGGGAAGAGGCCAAGGGUGGUGCAGCACGUGAUGAUGAUGGAUCGUUGCAAGAAGAUGCAGUGUUGGGUGAUGUUGAAGCGUUUGAUGGUGGGAAGAGAUGGUUGGGCUUUCAAACAGCUUCUUCUUGAUCAUAAGGUUUUGAACAUUCUUAAUCAUAACCGUGAGGCCAUGAGAAAGCCAAAGAGUUAUGUUGAUAAGUGCAAAUUGAUGAAGAAGCCAAAGGGUUUGGAGGGUGAUGUUGACAAGUGCGAAUUGAAGAAGAAGCCAAUAGGUUUGGAGGAUAUUGAGUCGAAGUUGAAGAAGUGGGUGUACUUAGAACCUGAUGAGUUUGCAAAUGAUAUAAGGCUUGUGUUCUCUUAUGCAUUGCAAUACCCUCCAAGGAGUGAGGUUCACAAAGUUGCAAGGAGGCUUAGUGACGAUUUUGAGGUUGGUUGGAAAACCUUGAAGGAGAAGUGGGCACGUGAGGACAGAGAAAGGAAGAAGAAUCGUAGGAAUGGGCCUUCAAAAGAUGAUGAUGAUGAUGGAGAAGUUCAUGUUCAACAUUAUGAAUAUCCUUCAAAACGUUGCUAG